GGUUGUUUGAGGCGGAGAGAAAACAGCGGCGGGAGGGGAAGUGUCCGUCUCGGGUGGCCGCGCUCUGAGGGCCGAAGCGAAGAGGAAAGAAGGGCUCCAUCUUGGGACCAUUCUUAGGGGGAGAAGGGGAGGAAGGCAGCCAUGGCUCCCCCGAAGAAAGGGGACUUGAGCGAGGAGGAGAAAGAGCUGCUGGAAGUCAUUGGGAAAGGGCACAUUGAAGAAGCUGCAAGACUACUGGGCAACAAGAAUGUUCGUGUGAAUUGUUUGGAUGAGCAUGGCAUGACGCCUCUUAUGCAUGCAGCAUACAAGGGGAAAGUUGAUAUGUGCAAACUGCUGUUGCAACAUGGAGCUGAUGUAAAUUGCAAUGAACAUGAACAUGGAUAUACUGCCCUGAUGUUUGCUGGUCUUUCUGGGAACAAAGAAAUUGCCUGGAUGAUGCUAGAGGCUGGAGCAGAUACAGAUGUUGUGAACUCAGUGGGGAGAACAGCAGCCCAGAUGGCUGCCUUUGUGGGUCAGCAUGACUGUGUGACAGUUAUCAACAAUUUCUUCCCUCGGGAAAGACUAGACUAUUAUACAAAACCUCAAGGACUAGACAAAGAGCCUAAAUUGCCUGUAAAGUUAGCUGGACCUCUGCAUAAGAUCAUUACAACUACCAAUUUACAUCCUGUGAAGAUAGUGUUGCUAGUGAAAGAAAAUCCACUUCUGGCAGAAGUAGAAGCAAUGCAGAAAUGCUACAAAGUGUUGGAUCUGAUUUGUGAGAAGUGCAUGAAGCAGAGAGAUAUGAAUGAAGUACUGGCCGUGAAAAUGCACUACAUUAGCUGCAUUUUCCAGAAAUGCAUUUUGUUUCUUAAGGAACGAGAAGAUAAACUGGAUGGAUUAAUUAAAAGCUUACUAAAAGGCAGAGAUAAAGAUGGCUUUCCAGUAUAUCAAGAGAAGCUCAUCAGAGAAUGUAUUCGAAAAUUUCCUUACUGUGAAGCUACCUUGCUCCAACAGCUAGUGAGAAGUAUUGCUCCAGUUGAAAUUGGAACUGAUCCUACAGCUUUUUCUGUCCUAACACAAGCCAUAACUGGACAAAUGGGAUUUGGGGAGGCUGAAUUUUGUACAGCAUGUGGGGAAAAAGGUGCAGCCAAAAGAUGUUCAGUAUGCAAAAUGGUGAUCUACUGUGAUCAGAACUGCCAAAAAUUGCACUGGUUUGCACACAAAAAAGUAUGCAAGAUGCUAAAAGAGACCCAUGAGAAGCUGGAGCUGGAAGCUGCCAAAGAAAGGAAGGAGGAAGAAGAAAUGCAAAAGAGAGAGGCAAUUCAAGCCACAGAAUCAGCUUUAGCAAGCGAAGAACAGUUGGUUUCUGAAUCUGGGGAUAAUAAAGAAGGAGAACUAAAUUGUGGUGAAGACAGAACUGAACAGACGAUUCCUAGCAAAGAGACAUCUGCAGCCAUUCCUCAAGCGGACAGUGUCUUUGAAGCGGAUAUUAAUUUAGAAGAUAUUGCAAUUGCAAAACCACAAGAAUCGGAAGAGUGAACAACGCUUCUCUGAGGUGUCCUCUAAACCCUAGUUUCAUGACACAUACGGACCAUGAGUUAUUGUUAAAAUUCUCACUCCAACAUAUUUUAUGGACCACCAUAUGUUAGCUUGUUUGUCCACUGCAACUCCAUUAUACCAACCUAGAUUGUGAGAACAAGCACUUAACCAACUGGCUAAAAUUGUAAUAGCAUGCCCAUCUGUGAUUGCACCUAUGUGAAGCAACAAAAUUUUCUUGAAGCUAAAAGAAAGUUGAGUGCAAACUAAAAUGUCUAUAUUCAGUCAAAGCAAUGUAUCUCAGUUAAAAUUAUCUUCAGCUUAGGAUAAAAUACAGUUCAGAUAACUGCUGUAAUUGUGUUACUGUGUCUGCUGCAACAGCCGAAGGUAAAAAAGUGCAGGGUUAUUACCUAGGUUUUGAGAAUGAAUUUUUACUACAUGUCUUGUCUCCAUUAAAGAGUGCUGCUAUUCAA
This is a messenger RNA of Anolis carolinensis (green anole), 1988 nucleotides long. It is a transcript of the gene ankmy2, whose product is annotated as ankyrin repeat and MYND domain containing 2. The record is from RefSeq and is a predicted model, not a curated record. Gene Ontology annotation, molecular function: protein binding. NCBI's taxonomy places the organism in Eukaryota, Metazoa, Chordata, Lepidosauria, Squamata, Anolidae. The coding region runs from base 142 to 1518 and encodes 458 amino acids. The transcript has 10 exons.